Messenger RNA from Moesziomyces antarcticus, 1242 nucleotides. RefSeq names its product VAMP-associated protein. The coding region runs from base 1 to 1242 and encodes 413 amino acids. Gene Ontology annotation, cellular component: endoplasmic reticulum membrane; plasma membrane. The record is from RefSeq and is a predicted model, not a curated record. The transcript is spliced from 4 exons. Gene Ontology annotation, biological process: endoplasmic reticulum membrane organization. Gene Ontology annotation, molecular function: FFAT motif binding. Lineage: Eukaryota; Fungi; Basidiomycota; Ustilaginomycetes; Ustilaginales; Ustilaginaceae.
AUGGCAGCCUUUCGACUGCUUGGCUUUGCUGCAGCUGAGCUUGCAGCAGGCUGGACGGGCACACGUCGUCGGCUGCACCGCUCUGAGACAGGCGCCCGCUCGCUCUUCCAAGGCAGGAAGGGUGGUGACCAGAGCGAGAGUCUUGUCGAGAUCCACGAAUCGCUCGUCCUCCAGCGCUCUUUCGCUCAGCUCGUCAUCUUCGCUCGGGAUAAACGCUCGCUGCCGCAGCCACGCUCAACGCUACUCCUGCUUAAAAACGUCGACAACGUCCUAGACACCCGUUCGGAUCCAUCAGCAUGUCUGUCGAGUGCGUACAUCCAUCUAUCCUGCCGCUUGCGUCCUUGUCGCUCUCAGCCGCACAGAGUGCUUCCUGUCCAACUCAGCCCCCACGUCCAGCUGGGCUUCCCUCGCCCCCUGACGCAGCUGGUCAAGCGCACGCUCACCGUGUCCAACCCCAACAACCAGCCGGUCGCCUUCAAGGUGAAGACCACGGCGCCCAAGCAGUAUUGCGUGCGCCCCAACUCGGGCCGCAUCGAGCCCGGCGAGAAGGUGGAGGUGCAGGUGCUGCUGCAGCCCAUGAAGGAGGAGCCCCCCUCGUCGGCGAAAUGCCGAGACAAGUUCCUGGUGCAGUCGACGAUCAUCACGCCCGACUUUGAGACGGCCUCGCUGCAGGAGAUCUGGCCGGUGAUCGAAAAGGAGAACAAGUCGGCGAUCCACGAGCAGAAGAUCCGCUGCGCCUACCUGCCCGCCACCACUGCGCCGCUGCAGGAGGAGGACGAGGGCAACACGAGCCAGCUCAACGGCGACGAGCGCUACACGACGGUGCGCGGCGCACCCAGCAAGCUCAACGGCGACGAGAGCUACUCGUCGCAAACGUACAACCCGAUCGCAGCUGCGCAGAACGCCAGCGCCAACACGGACGGCUCUGCGGCUGCAAAAGCGCGCGAGGCUGCGCUGGCUGCGGGCGGUGCGGCGGCUGCGGGUGCGGGUGCGGCGGUGGCUGCCGCGCGCAACGCCGGCUCGGGCGCGGUCAACGGCGCCACGGCCGCCAACCGCGACACGUCGAGCCUGUCGCAGUCGGAGCUGCAGGCCGAGGUGGCACGCCUCAGGAAGGAGCUCGACCAGGCCAAGCGCGCCGGCGGCUCGGGCAACACGCAGGUCGCCAGCGCAGACGGCGUGCCCGUCCACAUUGUCGCCGCCAUCGCAUUUGCCGUGUUUGCGAUUACGUAUGUCAUGUUCUAG